AUGGUCAUAAUCAAACAGUUCAACCCCGCGCCCGGGGGAGAGAAGACCCAUGCUUCGAGGUUACGCAUGUCAUCCCGAGCGUGCCAUAGAUGCCGUACACUCCACAAGAAAUGUGACAUUCGGAGCAGGAGCCAGACGUGCUCAAACUGCGAAGCCGGGGGCGCUUCGUGUAGGGGCGGUGGAACUAGCGAACUUCAAAUACGAUUUAGCGGGUUGAGCCAUCCUGUAGAAGUCGCAGACGCAAGUCCCUUGUCCAAAACACGGUCUAGAACACGGGGAGAUCGGAGGAGAUCGAACAGACCGCUGCUUGCCGCCACCGAUAACGAGGACAGUGGUGAUGUUGUUGACGCCCCAUGGCAACUUGCAUCUGAGGCGCCACCACUCAUUGAAGAGGAAGCUUCAGGCUCUACUCACACCCUAGAUGUCGAUAAUGGCUCUGCCCAGGCUUCAUUCCGCCCACAGCCAUUGCCUUCACACGAGGCCAAACUUGUGAAACACUUCCUCACUACUUUGAUACCCUGGUUUGACUACUGCUGGCCAAGUGGACCUUUUGGGUCCUACAUCAAGUCGACUUUGCGCCGGGAUCCGGGGAUACUAUAUGCUGUCCUGGCCGUCUCGGCGAGAUACCUCGAGGCAGUCCGCUCAGAGGAAUGGGACUCCAAUGAGUACGAACGGAAGUGCCUCGGCAUCUUGAUUCCGAUGUUGAACGACAGGAACGUGGCGGAACCGCAGGGAGACGGGGUUCUCGUGUCCGCGUUGCUUCUGCGGCUCCUGGACGAGAUGACCGACCCAUCCGACAGCCACUUGGUCAUCAGACAUACGGUCUCAGCGCCUGUUCUCCUACGUAUGAGGCAACACAAUUUACAGCCGACGGAGCUGAGCAACGCCGCAAUGGCCAUCGUCCUAAGGCAGGAGAUCUUUGUCGCGAACAUGGUCAAACGUCCCGUUGAGCUCCUGGGCGAGGACUGCGGAAUCGAUGGCGGCCUAGGCCCAGCGUCUGAUGUGAUAUGGGCGCAUCGCAUGACGGCGCACGCAGCACGCGUCACCAACUUCGCAUAUGGCAACGAGCGACGCACUACAGAUCUCUGGGAUCAUCUUUGGCGGUACCUGGACAGUUGGGACCAAGCAAAGCCCUCUUCAUUCGAACCUCUCAACGAUAUCGACGGCAUCGGACCAAAGGACCGGGCUUCAACUUUUCCAGACAUCUACUACAUUCACGACUGCGCUGUGAGCGGCCGGCAGUACCUGGAGAUUUGCAAGAUCAUCCUCCUGGCGCAUGAUCCUCGCACGCCGAGUCUGGGCCUGGGGCGAGCAAGCUAUGUCAAGGCGCAGGAGGAAAAGAUUAGGGAAUCGGUCCGCAUCGUCUGCGGAAUCUGGAUGUCGAACGAGGAGCAUGUUCCGGCGCGGGUGUUGGUGGGCCUAGCAAUUGGUAUCGCGGGCGAGCUUUUCACAGAUCCAGAUGAGACCAGGCACCUGCACAAAAUAGUCCUGGAAGCUGAGAGGCACGUCGGAUGGCCAUGUCUCAAGGUUAGCCCCAGCUUGCAGGCCUUUUGGGGCUUGGACGAUGCAGACAUUGCUCGUUGA
Molecule: messenger RNA, 1584 nt
Organism: Colletotrichum aenigma
Lineage: Eukaryota; Fungi; Ascomycota; Sordariomycetes; Glomerellales; Glomerellaceae
Exons: 5
Coding region: 1-1584 (527 amino acids)
Biological process (GO): positive regulation of transcription by RNA polymerase II
Cellular component (GO): nucleus
Molecular function (GO): DNA-binding transcription factor activity, RNA polymerase II-specific; zinc ion binding; transcription cis-regulatory region binding
Source: RefSeq, a predicted model, not a curated record